GCGACCUCGAGCGGAUCGCGACAGCUGAUCCGUCACUCGUUUCGCGUGUACCUCGGUUCGGCUCGUUAUAUCGCCAUUCUAUCGCGAGAAUGUCGCGUUUCAGUGUCAUGUGUUACGUGUUUCAUCUCCGGAGCUCCUGAGAACUUUCCAAACCUGCAGGUCUGAUCGAAGUAGACAGCCUAACCGGAUCCGAGGUGGGAGAAAGUGACGGAAGCAAUCGUCGCUGGAAUGAUCCCGGAAAUCCGGGAGGAAUCGUGGCUCGAUUAUCCUUCACACGAGAUUGCCCGUCCCGUUGCGCAAGAAAUCGAAUGAAUCUCCCCCUUCCCUGAACUCUUCUUUCGCUCCUCCAUCUUCGAAGACUUAACCCUUCCUCGGAAUCUGCGCAUUCGGUAGAAUGGACGACGAUGACACGGACGAGAAGCUGACGUUGGUCAACAAGUCUCACAAAGAGUCCAAACUGUUGGUCACGAAAUUCUCCAGGAGCUCGAAACUCGAAACUCGGUUACGAAACUCGACGGAGGACUCCGACACUAUGGAGUGCGCCUCCGAGAACGAGGUGGAGAACCUCCCCAAAGACGAGACUUCGCUCGAGAUCAGCAGAGUCCCCGACCGUCACUCCUUGGACGUACCCGAAGAGGCGGAGUCCCUAUUAAAUCGUCAGACUAUCAAAAGUAGCCUAAGAGUCAGCGAGGAGGAGGCCAGGUCCAGCAGGUUCGCUGGAGCUAAACUGAGCCUGUUCAACCGUAGUCCCCAGUCGUCCUCCAGCCAAGAAGAGUACGAACCCGAAGUGAAGAGUCUGAUCAAGCUCCAGAAACAGCAACAACAGAAGCAACAGCAUCUACUAACAGCCAGCACUGGCCAGAUAACCGCCAGGUCCAUGGAGAGUCUCCGGAGCUCCAAGAACUUCCUCAGCGCCGACGAGCGGUACAUAGAGGAUUCGAAGUCUAUGGAGUCGCUGUCCCUGUCCGCAGAGGCUCACAUAAGCUCCAGGAGCCAGUACAAGAGCUUCCUGACCUCGUCCACGAAGGACGUCCGCAGGAUCGUCACCGUGGAGUCGAAGAGCAGCGAGAACCUGCAGAGGGAGGAGAGUCUGAACGCGGAGGUCAGACGCGGUCUGUUCGCGAACACCGGUUUGGAGAGGAAGAUCCCGCAGCAUCUGAGUCUACCGCCGCCUUCCAACGUCUUCUCUCUGACCAGUCCAGGUGGCAGCGACCGAAAGAUCACCAUACUGAGUCCACAUUCGCCUAUUCAGUCCGUGGAGUUCCAGUUCUCGACGCAGACCCUGAAGACCAGGCGCAAGAAGGCGAUCGUCUUGCCGAGGUUGGUGUUGCCCCGAAGCGAAUCCGAGGUGUUCUUAGAUUUCGACGUGGAAAAUGGCGCCUCGACGCUGGACGGAGGCGCCGGCGGCGGAGGAGGCGCCUCCCCGAGUGCGGGCCUCGUUCUCCAGACUCUGCCGCAACGACGGGAGAGUUUCCUGUAUCGCAGUGACAGCGAUUUCGAGAUGUCACCGAAAUCGAUGUCUCGAAACAGUUCGAUCGCCAGCGAAAGGUUCAAAGAGACAGAGCUUCCUGUCGAGAGAGCGAUAUUUACCGAUCAGUAUAGCCAUGGCGAGGACCUCAUCGUCACGCCCUUCGCGCAGAUCCUUGCCUCCUUGCGCUCGGUCAGGAACAAUUUCCUGUCCCUUACAAAUGUUCCCACGAACAAAUCACGAAGGAGUAGCGGCGCACAAGGUAGCAGCACACCGCAACCACGGAUUGUGGCACCUGGAGAGGAGAAUUACAUGAAACUGGCCGUCGAGACGAUGGAGGAGCUGGACUGGUGUCUGGACCAGCUGGAGACCAUUCAGACUCAUCGUUCCGUGUCAGACAUGGCCUCUCUCAAGUUCAAACGUAUGCUGAACAAGGAGCUCUCGCACUUCUCGGAAUCCUCAAAAUCUGGCAACCAGAUUUCAGAAUACAUCUGCAGCACCUUCCUCGAUAAGCAACAAGAGUUAGACUUGCCCUCCCUGCGAAUCGAGGAUGCAGUCGCAGCUGCAGGCAGCGCAGAUGCAAGGGCAGCGAAGAAGAAGGACCGCGCUCAGCGGGGUCCUGCCGCGAUGUCCCACAUCAGCGGCGUGAAACGGCCACUGACACACACGAACAGCUUCACCGGGGAGCGUGUGCCACUUCACGGCGUUGAAACGCCGCACGAAGAAGAACUUGGCAAGCUUCUGUCCGACAUCGACAAGUGGGGCAUCGACAUCUUCAGGAUAGGCGAGCUCAGCAACAACAGGCCGCUGACCUGCGUCGCCUACACAGCCUUCCAGACCCGAGAUCUACUUAAAUCGUUGGCCAUACCGCCCAAGACCUUCGUGACCUUUAUGAUGACCCUCGAGGAUCACUACGUCAAGGACAAUCCCUUCCACAAUAGUCUGCACGCGGCCGAUGUGACCCAAUCCACCCACACUCUGCUCAACACGCCCGCACUCGAGUCCGUGUUCACGCCUUUGGAAAUCACCGCGGCUCUGUUCGCUGCUACCAUUCACGACGUGGACCAUCCUGGACUCACCAACCAGUUCCUCAUCAACUCAAGCUCCGAGCUCGCCCUGAUGUACAAUGACGAGUCCGUUCUGGAGAACCACCACCUGGCGGUAGCCUUCAAGCUCCUCCAGAACGAGGGCUGCGACAUUUUCGUGAACAUGACGAAGAAGCAGCGUCAGACCCUCCGCAAGAUGGUCAUCGACAUGGUCCUGUCCACGGACAUGUCCAAACACAUGUCCCUCCUCGCAGACCUGAAGACCAUGGUGGAAACCAAGAAAGUAGCUGGCUCCGGUGUCCUCCUGUUAGACAAUUAUACCGACCGUAUCCAGGUUCUGGAGAACCUGGUGCACUGCGCCGACCUGUCCAACCCCACCAAACCGUUACCACUUUACCGACGAUGGGUCAGUCUGCUGAUGGAAGAGUUCUUCCUCCAAGGAGACCGCGAGCGCGAACAGAACAUGGACAUCAGUCCGAUGUGCGACAGGCACAGUGCCACGAUCGAGAAGUCGCAGGUCGGCUUCAUCGAUUACAUUGUCCAUCCUCUUUGGGAGACCUGGGCGGACCUGGUGCACCCGGACGCCCAGGAGAUUCUGGACACGCUCGAGGAGAACAGAGACUGGUACCAAUCCAUGAUUCCUCCAUCGCCGCCGUCCGAUGACCAGCAGCAGCAGCAGGGAAACGAGCAGCAGUCUGACAGGAUACACUUCCAGGUGACACUGGAGGAAGGCGACGAGACAGGUGAAGCGACAGAGACCGGAGAAUCGGGAGCAGGGAAGUUAACAACGCUAUCUAGCGAAGAAGGGGGCGGUGAGACGGAGGAGAACGCCGCGGAGGCUGGAAUGUGACGGAGGCUCGCGGGUAUUUGCAGGAAGCUCCAAGAGAAGGUGCAGCAGACCUGGUGGCGCGUGCGUCAGUGACAUUUAGCUCGCUGCCGCCGGCUGGGUCUAUUUGUGUCGACCUAUUGACCUUUGGCCAAGCUCCACUCCCUGGGACGGUGGAAGAAACCUCGUCGUCGGACGAGAGGACAAGAAGACAGAAAUGGGAAUGUCUAGUCGCUGUUCAGAGACCUGGACCGACGAGAAGGGUCAUUUGCUGACGCGUGAACGAGAGGAUGAGUGUUUGACGAACGAUCAGGAGCGUAUCGCGAAGAGGACACUCGUUUGACGCGGUCGUUUGCUCCGAGGCUGACGCGGGUCUCAGCGACGAGCAACGAUCCUAGAUCGCUGCGUCUCGGCUGGUUCGAGGCGCAUCGAGAGCGUCCGGCGUGAAUCCUCGAUUACAAAAUGGAGACUGGAGUAUCGUCGUCGUUAUCAUCGUCGAUUUUUCCCUACCCUGACGUCGUUCGAUCGGCCUCGACCGUUUUUGGUGUGUCUAGCUCGAAGGAGGACACGAAUCUCUUCACCAAGUACCUGUACGCAACAAGCAGACCGGUUAGCGAAGGAUCACCGAUGGGUCCUCGCUACCCAAACGAUUCGAGGACGCAGGAAAUCUCAUCUCGCCAAUGAUAGGAUCCUUUCUAACAUAUCAAUUACAUGGUACAAGCGGCUGAUGCCGCGAUUCGGAGGAUCUUCUGCGCAGCCACCUGACCCCCGGGUCCCUCUAGUCUUGGGAUGACGGACGUGUCUCCUCGUGAUCACGCCGUCAGACGCCGAAGAAGUGAGAAGAAGCUGAUCGGAGAUGAAAGAAGGGGGUCAGAGGCUGGAACGUGAACAGAAGACUGUAGAGGACACUAGUUAUCGCGCUUUCCACGUUCAUCCUUGGUUCUCCGACGAUCAUCUCCACGGCUACCCAAUCGUCUAGGACUAAGUCUAUCCUUAAACGUAGGAUCUUCGUCAUGAUUAUAAGCGCGUACAUCGCAUGGAGCGAGAAGAAAGCGAAGAUGGCGCCACACGACGUAGGUUAAUUUUAAUAUGGAAGUUGAAGGCUGGCCUUUUACCUUGCGUUUGUAUUAAAAUUAAUCGGUGGGACUUUCUUCUCGCGUUCAUGCAUACACGUACACACACAUACACACACGUACACAGACUUAGACGCACACGAGGCGAUCGUUUUUAACCAAAGAGUAUUGUUAUAGUCACUCGAUCAUAAACGGCAAGAUACGAACUUGUUUGUUCUUCAUCCAAGAUUUCGAAUAAAAAAAAACGAUGAAAACCGCGUCAUCAUCAUCGCGCGUUCUGGCUUCUAGCGAUGGUAGAUACUUAGGGGAUCGAGGGGAAUUUUAAUUAGUUAGAAACCUUGCAGCUCGAUGUGUUGACAAGAAAAUGUUUAAAAACGUAAAAAAAAGUAUCGAGACAUAAAAAAAAAUGAAAAUAAACGAAGUACUCUCUCGCUUGGAUGUCUGUGAAUCGCUCAAACUCGCGGAUCGAGCCUCGACAGUCGCGGUAUACAGGUCGAGAAUCGAUUCGUCGCACUCUUUCUCGAGAAAUUGGCAUUCUAACGAUUCCUUGCGUUUUCGUUUUCGAUUUUUUUUUUUGUAAGUGACAUUCGACCAAAACGUUGGUACAAGAUACGACGACGAUUUUUAUUCGAUUCGAUCGACAAUUGACGCGAUUUUCUAAGCAAAAUUGAUCAACGACAUAAGACUGGAACGAGUAUUCGAAAGGCGUUUUAAAUAGUCCGCUCGAGAAAGAGGCGAACACGUAUCUGUGUCCGUAGGCAGUAUGAAACUAGUGAGUGUUUUUUUGGUGCUGGUCACCAAGCUUAGAUACGAUUAAGAGUAAUUUUACGUAAGGCUAACGAAGUACACGACUAGAUAUUAAGCUGAGGAAUUAACUUAAAUGAAAAACGAAACUUCUUUAGGCCGUAAGCGAAAACCGAGGUUAAUUAAUGAUAAUUAAUCGUUUUAACCGUGAAACAAGAGUACGGAACGACUCGCUCGAUUUCUUCAAACCGAAUCAACUGGAUCCUGAACGUUUUUUUUUUCAAUUGUUCAAAGAAUUCGUCGAUCAAUCGAUCGGCAAUGAAAACUUCAAACAAAAAUCUCGAGCGAGGACGAACCGAUCGAACGACGAAAGAACGUUUCUCCCUUUUUUAGUAUUCUUAUUUCUCCCGUUUUUUUUGUAUUGAAUAAUUUUCACGGUUUUACUCGUUUCAUCGUACCUUCAUCAUUAGCUUCCUACUUUGUGACUAACGACGCUUUAGAGAUGAUGUUUUUACGUGUACAAUGACGAUUUCGAUGAUGAUUUCACGUGACGUGUGAUUUGUUUGUUAUUUAAUCGUGAUAAUGGUGAUGACGAUGACGUAUACCAUGAAAAUGAUCACGACGAUAGUACGCUGAUGAUCGCGAAAGUCAGAUGUAAAGGAGAUGAAACAAAAGAAAAUGAAAAAAAAAAACAAAUUGAAAUACAAACGUGUUUGAUUGCUGGACAGUUAAAUGAACAUGUAUUAAUAUCGUGUAACCCUCGUACGAGAUAUAUGUGUAAUAAAACAUAUUUAUUGUCGGAA
Megachile rotundata (alfalfa leafcutting bee) is the source of this 5960-nucleotide messenger RNA. RefSeq names its product phosphodiesterase dunce (gene dnc). Gene Ontology annotation, biological process: signal transduction. The record is from RefSeq and is a predicted model, not a curated record. Gene Ontology annotation, molecular function: 3',5'-cyclic-nucleotide phosphodiesterase activity. Lineage: Eukaryota; Metazoa; Arthropoda; Insecta; Hymenoptera; Megachilidae.